Molecule: messenger RNA, 2260 nt
Organism: Paramisgurnus dabryanus
Lineage: Eukaryota; Metazoa; Chordata; Actinopteri; Cypriniformes; Cobitidae
Product: WD repeat-containing protein 70
Cellular component (GO): nucleus; site of double-strand break
Molecular function (GO): protein binding
Source: RefSeq, a predicted model, not a curated record
GUGGUGGCGUCAUUCACUGUUGAUGUUCUAGUAAACAUGGCGGAGCCCGGGAGUGAUGCUGGUAACUCCAGUAACGAUGGUGGUGAUAUCUCAUCUGUUAUGGGCUUCUCUGGAUUCGGAAAGAAAGCUCGAACCUUUGAUCUGGACGCCAUGUUUGAGCAGACCAGAAGGACAGCCAUCGAGAGAAGUCAGCGUGUUUUAGAGGAACGACAACAAGAAGAAAUGAAAGAAAGCAGUGGAUGCCGAAAUGUCAACCAGAAAGAGAAGCCAUCUACAUCCACUGCUGGGAAGGUGGAUACUGACAGUGACAGCAGCGACUCAGACUCUGAACUCAUCGGACCUCCAGUACCUCCUGAACUCAAGUCUAGAACUGAUGAAGAUGAGGACGAUGAUGAUGAUGUGGUUGGACCCCCACUGCCACCGGGAUACAAACACAGCUCUACUGCGAAUGAUGGGUCUGAUGAUGAUGAUGAUGAAAUGAAUGAGGAUGAUGAUGAUGAUAAUCCAGUAAAGAAGAUUCCAGAUACUCAUGAGAUCACUCUUCAGCAUGGCAGUAAAACUGUUUCAGCUUUAGCUCUCGACCCGUCUGGUGCCCGUCUAGUCACCGGUGGAUAUGAUUAUGAUGUAAAGUUUUGGGACUUCGCCGGUAUGGACGCGGCUCUGCUGGCGUUUCGAUCUCUUCAGCCGUUCGAGUGUCAUCAGAUCCGAUCUUUACAGUACAGUAUGACCGGUGAUGUUAUACUGGUGGUGGCUGGAAACUCUCAGGCAAAGGUUUUGGACCGAGACGGCUUCCAGGUUCUCGAAUGUGUCAAAGGAGAUCAGUAUAUAGUGGACAUGGCGAAUACAAAGGGUCACACAGCGAUGCUGAACGACGGCUGCUGGCAUCCCAAGAUGAAGGAGGAGUUUCUCACCUGCUCCAAUGAUGGAACCGUACGGACGUGGGACCUGAACUCGGAGAAGAAGCACAAGUCUGUGUUUAAGCCUCGAUCGCUGCAGGGUAAGAAAGUGACGCCCACCUGCUGCACAUACAGUCGGGAUGGGAAACUCAUCGCCGCGGGCUGCCAAGAUGGAACCAUUCAGAUCUGGGACAGGAACUUAAGCGUUCAUACUAAGUUUCAUUGUCGACAGGCACACACCCCCGGAUCAGACACCUCCUGUCUCACUUUCUCUUAUGACGGAGUGACUCUAGCAUCUCGAGGAGGGGACGAUACACUGAAGACGUGGGAUAUUCGAAACUUUAGGAAACCUCUCAGUGUGGUUACCGGUUUGACCUCCUUCUUUCCAAUGACAGACUGCUGUUUUAGCCCUGAUGAUAAACUCCUGGUAACGGGCACCUCGGUUAAAAAGGACGAAGGCAAUGGAAAACUGCUCUUCUUUGAGAGAGAAUCACUUAAUAAAGUCUAUGAGAUUGAAGUGACCAAUGCGAGUGUCGUUCGCUGUCUUUGGCAUCCCAAGUUAAAUCAGAUCAUGGUUGGAACGGGGAACGGUCUGGCCAAAGUCUAUUAUGACCCAGUGAAGAGUCAGAGAGGUGCAAAGUUAUGUGUGGUGAAGAGUAAGAUGAAAGACAAACAUGCAGAGACGCUGACGCAGGAUUACAUCAUCACCCCUCAUGCUUUGCCCAUGUUCCGCGAGGCCCGACAGCGCAGCACCAGGAAACAGUUAGAGAAAGACCGUCUGGACCCCGUCAAGAGUCACAAACCAGAACCACCCGUCUCCGGCCCAGGUAGGGGUGGUCGCGUUGCUGCUCACGGUGGCACGUUGUCCUCUUUCAUUGUAAAAAACAUCGCGCUGGACAAAACCGACGACAGCAACCCCCGAGAGGCCAUCCUGCGUCACGCCAGAGAAGCUGCUGAAAACCCGUACUGGAUCGCACCGGCUUAUGAAGCGACGCAGCCAGAGCCGUUGUUUGCUGAGGAGGAAGAAGAGGAAGAUGAGGCUGACAAAGAUCAGCCAGAAUGGAAGAAACGCAAGAUCUGAGGAGAUUUAUUCUUCUAGUUUGAGAGCUUUACUUUCUCAGUAUUUAAUAUGUCAGUCUUUCAAUCUUACAUUAGUCGUUUGUGUGUGAAUAAAGACAUUUAUACGUCUGAAUAUAAGCAGGAGAUCAUGAAAUAUUGAGUAAGAGUUUCAGUGUUCUGUAUGAGCAGACUGUAGAUUUAUUAUUAUCAUUUCUCUUAUUAUCCUGUUGUAUUUUUGCCUUUUUUUUAUAAAAAAUAAACACAAUGUUUGGCCAGAGUGAAGUUUAUCAUGGCAAACACACUGA